Nicrophorus vespilloides is the source of this 1003-nucleotide messenger RNA. It is a transcript of the gene cyp33, whose product is annotated as peptidyl-prolyl cis-trans isomerase E. Gene Ontology annotation, cellular component: intracellular membrane-bounded organelle. Gene Ontology annotation, molecular function: peptidyl-prolyl cis-trans isomerase activity; RNA binding. Gene Ontology annotation, biological process: protein folding; protein peptidyl-prolyl isomerization. The coding region runs from base 68 to 964 and encodes 298 amino acids. The transcript has 4 exons. The record is from RefSeq and is a predicted model, not a curated record. Lineage: Eukaryota; Metazoa; Arthropoda; Insecta; Coleoptera; Silphidae.
AUAAGACAAAAAUAUGUCCUAACCUCAAAAAUAUACGUUCGUUUUAUUUUGUAAGCAAUUUGAAAACAUGUCGAAUAAAAGAACAAUUUAUGUGGGUGGUUUAGCAGAAGAGACUGACGAAAAGGUAUUAAACGCUGCAUUUAUUCCAUUUGGUGACAUAGUGGAUGUUCAAAUCCCAUUGGAUUAUGAGUCUGAAAAACACAGGGGCUUCGCUUUUAUCGAAUUUGAAAGUGCUGAAGAUGCUGCAGCAGCUAUUGAUAAUAUGAAUGAUUCAGAAUUGUUUGGUAGAACAAUUAGAGUUAACUUGGCUAAACCGCAAAGGAUCAAAGAAGGUUCUACUAGGCCUGUUUGGUCAGAAGAUACAUGGUUGCAACAACAUGCAGGAGAAACUAUCCAAAAGUCUAAUAAUGAAGAAGAACCAGCAGCAACCAAUGAGAAUGGAGCAGUUGUGGAAAUUCCAAAGAAAGUGAAGAAUCCACAAGUGUUCUUUGACAUUAAAAUUGGUAGAUCAGAAGUGGGCAGAAUAACUAUGAUGCUAAGAAUGGAUGUUGUACCAAGAACUGCAGAAAACUUCAAGUGUUUAUGUACACAUGAAAAAGGAUAUGGAUUUCAAGGUAGUUCAUUUCACAGAAUCAUCCCUGACUUUAUGUGCCAAGGUGGUGAUUUUACCAAUCACAAUGGUACUGGUGGGAAAUCGAUAUAUGGCAGGAAGUUUGCAGAUGAAAACUUUGAAUUAAAGCAUACUGGGAUAGGAACACUAUCCAUGGCAAACUCUGGACCUAAUUCGAAUGGUUCACAGUUCUUCAUUUGCACAGCGAAGACGGAAUGGUUGGACUCUAAACAUGUUGUUUUCGGUCAUGUUAUUAGCGGAAUGGAUGUUGUUAAAAGGAUGGAACGGUGUGGUUCAAAAAGCGGAACACCGUCAGAAAAAGUUACUAUUUCUGCCUGCGGCGAGGUUCAGUGAUUAUUUAAUAUAUACACAUUAAAUUAAGAAAAACAAGUA